Messenger RNA from Struthio camelus australis, 1864 nucleotides. The record is from RefSeq and is a predicted model, not a curated record. Lineage: Eukaryota; Metazoa; Chordata; Aves; Struthioniformes; Struthionidae.
ACAACUCCCCCUCCCCCUCCCCACACACAAGCUCGUCACAAAUUUCCAAAGGAAGAUCAGUGGUAGUUGUAAACAGUCUAAUUUUUCUUUAAAAGAGCUGCCAUUUCACAGACCCUCUGGGAGCCACAAACAAAUGGUCAGUGGUUCUUGCAAAAAAGCAUUUUAAUUCUAGAGCUUAAGUUUAGGUAUCCUUGUUUGAAAACAAUUGCCUAAGCAGCUAUUAUAUUGUUAGCUUAUGAUAACCUCAAGAGAAUGCACUGCAAUUAAGAAUUCACGGGUGUAUUUUCAGGACAGGGGACUGCAAAAACCUCUGUAAUGAAGAAUUUAAAAAUUAACUUGGUGACUCAAAGUUCAAGAUGAAGCUGUCCAAUUUAUUUUCAGGAAUUGGAUUUGGUCCAACAUUUUUCUAAACUACUUGCACAUGGUAAUUUGUGAUUUCAGCAUAGGGAAGAUUUAUUACACCAGACUAUUGAUGGUCUGAAACUAAAUAAUUAAUCAAAAAUAAUUCUUAGUGUUAUGAUCCUGGUGAUAGUGAUAUGAAACCUUACAGCCCAUGAGCAACAGAACUGGUUCAGACUUGAUUAUGUGAAUACUGGGGGGCGAGGGGGGAUGCAUAUAAUUGAUAGUAUACUUAUAAGAGCUGCUUUCUUGUCUUAGUUUGUUCACCUCCCUAUUUAACUAUGUGAUUUGUAAGAUCUCUUGCAAUAGUUGUCAUGAUACAGGACAGGAAAGUGAUGAUUCUUUACAAAGUCUGGAAAUAUUUCAGCACUGUGCAUCUUUCUUCUUUUUGCAGAUCAUGGGAGGAGGAGAGCUACCUGGGCUUUUGGUAAAUGAAAUAGGAGGAAUACAUGGGGUACUGCAUAGCCCCGUGGAGUUCCUGAAGAAACAUUUCUACCUCAUCACCAUGAAGGAAUUUCUUGAAAACAGAAUCAUGAGUAAAAAGGUCCGAGCAAUCUAUUUGUGGUGACACAAACCAGUCAUUGACCAAGAGCUCCUCCAGAGCCUGCCAAACUUAAAAGUGAUUGCAAAUUCAGGAGCAGGGAUGGAUCACCUGGAUCUGAAACUUAUAGCUGGCUUUGGUGUGAAAAUGGCUAGUGCGCCACAUGCUGUUUCCAGCAGCACAACAGAUACUGGGAUGGCUUUACUGCUGGCAUCUGCUAGAAGAUUAGUAGAAGGCUGUCAUGUUGCGGUUUCUCCAGGUACGGAGUACUGUGAAGUCGACUUUCUGGGAGUUAAAGUUACCAGAGCUACUCUGGGGAUCAUUGGAAUGGGCAGCAUUGGGUAUAAGAUUGCUCUGAGAGCCGAAGCAUUUCAAAUGAAUAUUUUGUACCACAACUGGACACGGAGGAAAGAGCAUGAGGAGCAACUUGUCGGUGCCAUCUAUUGUGAAAAGAUAGACAACUUGCUCCAGCAGUCAGGUCUUGUGAUGGGGGUGGUGAGCCUGACACCUCAGAGGCACAAGCUGAUUGGGAAAAGAGAGCUGAAGCUGAUGAAACCCACGGCUACUCUUAUUAACAUCAGCGGAGGUAAAGUAGUUGACCAAGAGGCGCUGGUGAGAGCUCUGCAGGCCGGUGCUAUCGGGGCCGCAGCUGUGGACGUCACCUACCCGGAGCCGCUGCCCGGGGAUCAUCCAUUAUUACAAUUAAAGAAUGUUAUUAUAACACCCCACCUUGGCAUUAAAACAGAGAAGGCCACCCGCAUGAUAACAGAGGAAGCAGUUGAAAGCAUCCUAGCAGCAGUUAAUGGUCUCCCUAUACCCAGUGAAGUGCUCCCAAGCUGAUGUGCAAAAGGAUAUCACAGCUCUAAAUGCUUUUAUUCUCCUGUUUUCCCCACUGAGAGUGACCUAUUCCAAGCAAGCAGGGAA